AUGGCAGUGGCUUUUGAUGCAAUGCUGGCUCGGGUCAAGGAUGUUUGUAAAAGAAAUGGUUUGCUCAUUCUGUCAGUACUGUCUGUCAUAGUGGGAUGUCUUCUUGGAUUCUUCCUCAGGACCAGGCGGCUCUCUCAGCAGGAAAUUAGUUAUUUCCAAUUCCCUGGGGAGUUAUUGAUGAGGAUGCUGAAAAUGUUGAUUCUACCACUGGUUGUCUCAAGCUUAAUGUCUGGACUAGCAGCCUUGGAUGCUAAGACUUCCAGUCGAUUAGGCAUCAUAACCGUCACUUACUAUCUAUGGACAACAUUUGUGGCUGUGAUUGUGGGAAUAAUUAUGGUCUCCAUUAUCCAUCCUGGUGGAGCAGCCCAGAAGGAGAGCACUGAAGAGAGUGGAAAGCCAAUUAUGAGCUCUGCAGAUGCAUUGCUAGACUUAAUUCGGAACAUGUUCCCAGCCAACCUUGUUGAGGCCACAUUCAAACAGUAUCGCACCAAGAGCAUUCCUAUAAUCAAAUCCAACAAGGCAGCUUCUGAAAGCACCACUCGUCGGAUCAUAAUAUAUGGGGUCCAGGAUGAGAAUGGAUCCAAUGUCCAGAAUUUUGCCCUGGAUAUUACUCCCCCUCCAGAAGUGAUUUACAAAUCUGAGCCAGGCACCAGCGAUGGCAUGAACGUGCUGGGGAUUGUGAUAUUUUCUGCCACCAUGGGUAUAAUGUUGGGCAGAAUGGGUAACAGUGGAGUUCCCUUGGUCAGUUUUUGCCAGUGUUUAAAUGAAUCUGUCAUGAAGAUAGUGGCAGUUGCUGUGUGGUAUUUUCCUUUUGGAAUCGUGUUUCUUAUUGCUGGCAAGAUCUUGGAAAUGGAUGAUCCUACAGCUAUUGGGAAGAAGCUGGGCUUUUAUGCCAUUACUGUGGUUUGUGGCCUGGUGGUUCAUGGACUGUUCAUUCUGCCAAUGAUGUACUUCUUUAUCACUAAGAAAAACCCCAUUGUUUUCAUCAGAGGGAUUCUUCAAGCCUUGCUAAUUGCUCUGGCCACAUCAUCCAGCUCAGCCACAUUGCCUAUAACUUUCAAGUGCUUGUUGGAGAAUAACCAUGUUGACCGAAGGAUUGCCAGAUUUGUGCUGCCUGUUGGGGCCACGAUCAAUAUGGACGGAACUGCCCUAUAUGAAGCGGUGGCAGCAAUCUUUAUUGCUCAAGUAAACAAUUAUGAGCUGGAUUUUGGACAGAUUAUUACUAUAAGUAUCACAGCAACAGCUGCCAGCAUCGGUGCUGCAGGGAUCCCACAAGCUGGCCUUGUGACUAUGGUCAUUGUUCUGACAUCAGUUGGGCUGCCUACAGAUGACAUCACUUUAAUUAUUGCAGUUGACUGGGCAUUAGACAGAUUUAGAACAAUGAUCAAUGUCUUGGGAGAUGCCCUCGCUGCUGGAAUCAUGGCUCAUGUCUGCAGAAAGGAGUUCACCAAGGAUGGUGAUGAGGUGCCAUUGAUCUGUGAAACUAAACCCAUCAGCAUUCAUCAAAUCAUGGCUUACCAGAGAAAUGGUUGUGUGAAGAACAUGAGUGAGUCUCAUGGACCAGAAACAGUGAAAGCGUUUCAGCACCACAUACCUAUACAAGUGGAGCAAGAACUAAACCCAGCGGAGAACCACACAAAGAAAUCCAACAGUAAAGACCACUGCGCUAUUGAAAUCAAUGAACUGGAAACAAAUGUGUAA
Molecule: messenger RNA, 1701 nt
Organism: Emys orbicularis (European pond turtle)
Lineage: Eukaryota; Metazoa; Chordata; Testudines; Emydidae
Gene: SLC1A7
Product: solute carrier family 1 member 7
Exons: 11
Coding region: 1-1701 (566 amino acids)
Biological process (GO): L-glutamate transmembrane transport
Cellular component (GO): plasma membrane
Molecular function (GO): glutamate:sodium symporter activity; neutral L-amino acid transmembrane transporter activity; L-glutamate transmembrane transporter activity
Source: RefSeq, a predicted model, not a curated record